AUGGUUUUGCUGCUAAGCAUUGCAUGUGUGGGGGUGGCUAUUGGAGAGACUUCUGGCCCUGUGGUAGGUACUCACCAUUCUUCGGGGCAUAAUGGUGAAACAGGCCCUCAAGGUCCCCCUGGUCCUCCUGCUGCGCUUCCUCGUUCUCCUGGUCCUUGUCCUAAUGCUGCUGAUGGUGCUAGUAGUGCUCGUUGUCCUUCUGACAGUGCUACGCCUUCUUGUCUUCCCACCACUGGUUCUGCUGGUACUAUAACUGAAUGCACUCCAACUUCACCAAAGGAACCAGCUCCAACUUCACCAAAAGAACCAGCUCGCAUGGGAGACGUUGAUGAAGCUUCUGCUAGUGAACGUCCUGUUUCUGAUACUGAUGCACGAAAUAAAGAUAAUACUGAAGCCGCUCCAACUCUUGCGAAAGACAAACAAGAAGAUCUGGAUAUUAAAGCUGAAAAACGGCCUGAUGCUGUUCCUUCUCUUGCUACUUCUCUACCUGCUGCUAAACCUGAUACGUCUACUGCUGAAGGGGAUGGUGAUGUGAAUGCAACUAACGGUCAACCUGAAAGCAACAGCAACACUGCAGAAGGAAAUGUCACCCCAGAAACCUCUUCUCCCAACAGUUCAAACACAGUGAGUACCAUUAAUUCUGAUACUGCGAAUACUGAAAAUGGGACUUCGCCUGCAGAGAAUGAAUCAACAAGUACCCAAGAAGGUGUUGCAGAUAAUACAGAUUCCACCACCACCACCACAACAACACCAACACUUCCCCCUGAGACUGCAAACAACAAGAAGGGUGAUGCAGACAGCAGCAGCAGU
Molecule: messenger RNA, 810 nt
Organism: Trypanosoma theileri
Lineage: Eukaryota; Euglenozoa; Kinetoplastea; Trypanosomatida; Trypanosomatidae
Exons: 1
Source: RefSeq, a predicted model, not a curated record